CCCACACCGGCUGACGAACAGAAGAAGCAUUGCUUCAUAUACGCAGAGAUGGGUGAGGAGAUUGUCCCUUCGGGGACAUCCGAUAAAAUUGGAACGAUACAGAGAAGAUUAGCAUGGCCCCUGCGCAAGGAUGACACGCACAAAUCGAGAAAUGGUCCAAAUUUUUUUUUCUCCUUUCCUGCUUUUCCGGGGUAUUUUUUGACGCCGUUGAUAUGCUGCUUCUGGGUUCCACCUCCUCUAUUCUUGUGCCUUCGCGGAGGUUUUGGCCAUUAUCUUUAAUGGAUGCAAAAAUUCAUCGCUUAAUUCUUAAGAACUCAAGAGGUGGCGGCUUUGGAUGCGGAGUUUAUGAUAGCAGUGAAACUCUUGAAGAUAAGGAAAUUGUUGAGGCUGGUUCAUAAUGAUAAAGGCCAUUUAAAUGUGAUUCUAGAUAAUGGCAAUUGAUAAGCGCGGAGCAUAUGGUAUUGAAAACCGGAUGAACCCAUGAAUGGAGAGAAUUACUAUGUCUUUGAAGGGGAUGCAUGUCUAGCGAUAUUGACGGUACGGUGGGAUGUUGGUGUGGUAAACAGUCUCUUAUAUAGUAGGGACUGGGAGCUGAUUCUGGGGAUUCCUGGGAGCAAGAGGUCACUCCUGGAUCGUAUCUUCUGGCCUUGGGAUGAAAAAGGUCGCUACAACGUAAAGAGCAGCCGAUUGGCCUUGGGAUGGAAAUGCUAUUACCGACCGUACCAACAGACAAGCUAUAAGGGAUUCAUGGCUUACACGACUAUUCUAGAGACUCUAAACUUAGCUAUGUACCACUUUCCCUGCGGAUUGAUUAACAAAUGGACAGUGAACUUCCGCUGCUGUAGGGAGAUGAAAUUUAUUUAAUACCAUUCUCGAGUUCUU
Messenger RNA from Cuscuta epithymum, 882 nucleotides. NCBI's taxonomy places the organism in Eukaryota, Viridiplantae, Streptophyta, Magnoliopsida, Solanales, Convolvulaceae. The record is from the annotation of a GenBank genome assembly.